CCCAAGCUAUUUGUGAUAAGUGGUUGCGAUUUGGAUGUGUGUUGAAUUUGUGAAUAAAAUUGUUAUUUAAAUUAAAUUAUAAACAUGUCAAACGAAUUUGCAUCACAUCCUUUGCUAGAUGCAGCACGUAAAUAUGAAUGGGCCGCUUGCGAUGUUGAUAUUUUUCGUGCUUGCUUUUUUGCCCGCAUUUGCGAAUCACAACCACCAAAACAGUGCCAAUUUCGUGAUAUUAAAGGUAUUAAACAAAGUGGACCAACAUGUGGUCUGGUUGCGCUAAGUAUGUUAUUGAAUGGAGAUCCAACAGCUGAAGAGCUAUUAAAGUCCGCACAUGAAUUAGGUUUCUCAAACAAUGGAGAAAUGUUCAGUGCACAUUACUUACAUCAGCUGUUGCGUGACACCAAGGCCAAUCCACAAAAUAACAACAAUGCGGAAGCACUUGAAUGUUGCUUACACGAAGGUCGCCUAAACUGUGCCAAUAUCAGAGAUGCACUAAGUGAAGGUGCCUGCUUACUUGUGCCCUAUGAUGCUGACUUCAACCAUGAACCGUGUUUAUUGAGAGGACAUAAGGCGCACUGGGCUUUAAUAAUUGGUUUCUUGAUAACAAAAGACGAUAAGUUUUAUGUUUUCGCUCGUCAUGGAAAAACGAAUUCAGUGGGUCUGUGGUCUUUAGAAGAAUUAAGUAAAAGCAAUGCUAACUUACGGGAAUUUGAGCAACCUCGAGCUCACCCAGAUUGUACAUUUUUAAUACCACCUGGAGGAAUUGCCGGUAACUUAGGCUUAAAUGAACGUGCCAUUAUAGUGAAAGGAUUAUCGCAAAAACUCAUAAAGCUGCCAUGAAAUAAUUUUUUUUUCGUUCUAAUUAUAAAAUAAUAUAGUUAUAUAUAAAGUGACAAAAAUAAUGUAUAAUUUUAACUUAAGUCACAACAACUGUUGAUAUGAA
Molecule: messenger RNA, 940 nt
Organism: Teleopsis dalmanni
Lineage: Eukaryota; Metazoa; Arthropoda; Insecta; Diptera; Diopsidae
Product: UPF0692 protein CG33108-like
Exons: 3
Coding region: 85-837 (250 amino acids)
Source: RefSeq, a predicted model, not a curated record